AUGGGCAUCAUAAGGCCUGCCACACCGGGCUUUCUUGUCACUCUCGUCGCGACCAUCCUUUUAGCAGUCGUCUCUUUCUCUGUUCCUUGGGUCAAAUCAGUUUACUUCCUCAAGGCAUCGCUCCAGGUCGAGAGUGUUAACGGGUCCAUUACAUUUGGUACUCUUGGUUACUGUACCACGCUCUCGAAUGGAACAACAUGUUCAUCACCCUCUGUCGGCUAUGAAUACGACAUCAACGCACUCGUCGGCGACGAUACCUCCAUCCAAAUCCCCCAGGUCGUAGUUAAAUGGGUCACCUACGCCCUCGUGCUUCAUAUCGUGGCACUCGUCCUCGCAGCCGGAUCGUCCGUCUUUGGCCUUCUCGCCCACGUCCGCGAAUUUUCCAUGACAUGCUGCAGUACCUGCAUCUCCGGCUUCGCAGCCGUGAUCGCACUCCUCGCAUUCGUCUUCGACAUCGCCUUCUUCUUCCUUGCCAAAUCCCGCAUCAACUCCGUCGAUGGUGGCUCAGCCUCCAUGGGAAACGGUAUCUGGCUCACCCUCGCCGCCUGGGUCCUCCUCUUCUUCAGCGGCUGCUUCUACGGUAUCGGCAAAUGUUGUAUCCGUCGCAACCCUCGACACCCGUACUCUAAAUCUACCGACGAAGAUCAGAGAUGGAAGGGGAACAACGCGGCCAUGCCGGGAGGGUAUGAGGAGCAGAUGCGUCUUGAUGCCGUCAAGGCAGAAGCGGAUCGCAAGGCGAGGCAGAAGCAGGGCGAAAUUGGUCUGCCCGCUUUUCAAGAGUAUGAUCCCACGCAGCCUCUGACGACCGCUCACGAAGACGAAGAGCAUUCGCUUUCCUAUCAUGAUACGCACCCUGGUGCUGCCGCGGUGGGAGCAGGUGCCGCUGCAGGCGCUUAUACCGCACGCAACGAAGGCCACUAUGCUAAUGGAUAUGCUCCCGCGCCGACGAACACCCGAGCGGUGGAUGAGUACUACUCGCCAUCGAAUCAGACAUCCAACAAUGCGUACCCCCCACAACCCAGGAGACAGGGAUCACAGUCCACUACCGCCUACUCCGCGUCAAACUAUGGCUACGCAGGUGCUGGUGCUGCUGGUGCUGGUGCUGGUGCUGCUACGCAUGAUUAUCUGAACACGAACCCAAGCUACGGUCAUCAACAAUACCCCACGCAAGCGACUGGUCAAUACCCCACGGCCCAUGACCAAUAUCCCAGCCAGGUCAUAUAUGGCCAUGCCGUAGAGUCUUCAGCAAACUCAACGUAUCCAUCGAACGCCUAUGCCGAUCCCUACGCCGCAUCUCGAUCACCUCCCGUCCCCGACGCUUACAACCAAACGAACUAUUACAAUACCGCACCGUAUACCCAAACUACCACUCCUCCCGCUCUAGGACCUCCGAGUGGCCACAACGCCGCCACAGCUGCUGCCGCCGCCGCCCUAGGUGCAGGUUCAGCCUCGGGCUCCGGCGCAAACUCCUACUACACCCCGGGUACCACAACUUCACCACCUCCAGCCACACAACCACGAUCGUACACCCUCGGCGGUGGUGGCUAUGGCGACAACGUCGUUCCCGAACUGCCUUCGGGUUCGUCGCUAUACGGUGGAGGUGCGGCAGCAGCGUCUGGAAGCUCGUCAAGAGCACCGCAGAUCAAUACGGCGGUGCCCGGGGCGUCGAGUUAUACGAGUCCGACGAGGGGACCGGCGGGCCCGAGGCAGCAGAUGGUGUUGCAUGGGAGUCCGACGAAUGAGUACGAGGAUAGUCCGCCGGUGUAUGAUGAAGGGUUGGCACAGCCUGCUGGGCAGUGGAAUUCGAAACGUUGA
This is a messenger RNA of Stereum hirsutum FP-91666 SS1, 1815 nucleotides long. Its product is annotated as pali-domain-containing protein. The transcript is spliced from 3 exons. NCBI's taxonomy places the organism in Eukaryota, Fungi, Basidiomycota, Agaricomycetes, Russulales, Stereaceae. The record is from RefSeq and is a predicted model, not a curated record. The coding region runs from base 1 to 1815 and encodes 604 amino acids. Gene Ontology annotation, cellular component: cell division site; growing cell tip; plasma membrane.